AUGACUGAGGAAGAGCUGAAUGAGAAGUGCGGUACCAAAACCGUAUGGCAGGGUAGUGGGGUCCUGACUGAGAGGAUAGUGGAGUCAACCUUGGAGGCGCAGAGGCCCUUCAGUUUCCAUUACAGGGCGUACCUGUGGUUAGUACUUGGCGGUUGUUUGUUUUUGGACAAGAGUGGAAACCGUACUCAUCCUUCCUUCCUCAACGAGCUGUUUGUUGAGGAUGUUCAGAUUAGUGAGUACUCCUGGGGUUCUGCUGUGCUAGCAUACAUGUACCGGCAAUUGGGUACAACAUCACGAAGAGAUGCUGAUUCUAUCGCUGGCUGCCUUACGCUUCUACAGGCGUUGAUCUACGAGUACUUUUCGUGUUUCCGGCCUCAGCAGGGGACCUUGACCAGAGAGCUUGCUAUUCCUCGUGCGUCCGCCUGGGAUGUUGGAUCGGGGUGCCCUAACAAGAGCAUGGAGCGCCUUCUCGCUUUUCGGGCUAGGUUGGAUCAUUUGACUGACAAUGAAGUUAACUGGCUACCGUACGGAGUUGAUCCAGCACGACGCGUGCCUGCUACUCUUUUCAUUGGCUGCAUCCAGUAUCGUAGCAUCAUUGAGCCAUACAUGCCUGAUCGAGUGGUUCGGCAACUUGGAUACGUCCAGGGCAUUCCACCAGCCAUUAUCAGGCUUGAGAAGGCUAAGAGACCGACGAACUUGAAGAUGUAUCGGGUUGACUUUCCGCCAUAG
Messenger RNA from Chenopodium quinoa (quinoa), 729 nucleotides. Its product is annotated as protein MAIN-LIKE 1-like. The coding region runs from base 1 to 729 and encodes 242 amino acids. The transcript has a single exon. Lineage: Eukaryota; Viridiplantae; Streptophyta; Magnoliopsida; Caryophyllales; Amaranthaceae. The record is from RefSeq and is a predicted model, not a curated record. Gene Ontology annotation, biological process: meristem maintenance; meristem development.